AUGCCACCAAAAAAGAAGGUAGAAGAGGAGAAACCGGCACUUCUUCUUGGCCGUAUGGGAACCAACUUGAAGGUAAUAAAUCUGCUUCCUUGUUUAUUCUUGUUUUAGAUGGGUAUCCUUGGGUUGCCAAAUGUGGGGAAGAGCACGUUCUUCAAUGUGUUGACUAAGAGUGAAGCUCAAGCCGAGAACUUCCCUUUCUGUACCAUCGACCCGAAUGAAGCUCGUGUAGCCGUGGCAGAUGACAGAUUUGACUGGUUAUUGGCAAACUGGAAACCUUUAAGUCGUGUGCCCGCGUACCUGAAUGUCACGGAUAUUGCUGGUCUAGUCAAGGGCGCAUCUGAGGGACAAGGUCUUGGAAACGCUUUCCUUUCUCACGUCAGUGCUUGUGAUGCCUUGUUCCAUGUGUGUCGGGGUUUUGAUGACACCGACGUAACUCACGUUGAAGGUGAGGUGGAUCCUGUCCGUGAUCUGGAAAUCAUCAACCAAGAGCUUGUAUUGAAGGAUCAAGCUUAUCUUGAAAGUGCUCUUGAAAAACUGGAGAAGCUGGCUAUUCGUGGAAAUGACAAGACCAAGAAGCCCGAGUACGACUGUCUACAGAAGGUUAAGGAGUUGUUGGACUCAAACAAGUUUGUGAGACAUCAUGUUUGGAACGAAAAGGACGUUGAACUCUUGAACAAACAUCUUUUCUUGACUGCUAAGCCUAUAGUGUACUUGGUUAACUUAAGUGAACAGGACUAUAUACGUAAAGUGGGUUUUUAUGGUUUUUUUACUUUGAUCUUUUACUCCUGUUUAAAUUAAUUUUGCUAGUAUAAAAAUUUACAUAUAUGAAGGCCUGAAAUUUUCAGAAGAACAAGUACUUACCUAAAAUCAAGGCUUGGAUCGACGCUAAUGACCCAGGUGCCACAUUGAUCCCAUUCAGUGGAGCUUUCGAACUUAAGUUGGUUGAGAUGGACCCAGAACAGAGGGAGGAGUACCAAAAGCAGGUUGGGGCUACGAGUAAUUUGGACAAGAUUGUGAAGACUGGCUACAAAGCCCUUCAACUCGAGUAUUUCUUUACUUGUGGUAAAGAUGAAGUGCGAGCAUGGACCAUUCAGGUAAGUUUCAAUAUCCAAUGAAGAUAUUUUUUGCAGGUCGGUACGAAAGCACCACAAGCCGCUGGUCGUAUUCACACCGACUUCGAGAAGGGCUUCAUUAUGGCUGAAGUCAUGAAAUUCGAAGAUCUGAAGGAAGCUGGCUCCGAACAAGCUGUCAAGAGUGCCGGAAAGUACCGUCAACAAGGACGAAACUAUACUGUAGAAGAUGGUGAUAUCAUCUUCUUCAAAUUCAACGCUGGUGCAGGUCUUACUGGGAAAAAGAAGUAG
Molecule: messenger RNA, 1361 nt
Organism: Bursaphelenchus okinawaensis
Lineage: Eukaryota; Metazoa; Nematoda; Chromadorea; Rhabditida; Aphelenchoididae
Source: the annotation of a GenBank genome assembly